GUCUGGGUGUCAUAGAGGAAAAGGUGCGCAACAAGAGUUACUUGGUAAAAAUGGAGAACGGGGCGAAGAGAUGGGUGCAUGUUGAUAAACUGAAGCAGUAUGUACGUGAGAUGCAUUCCAUCAGGGUUAUAUUCAAGGGGGAUGACGACUUCGGCAAAGUUAUGGUUGCUCCAACAACAUUCGGAAAAAUCGAAUCUCCGUCUGGAGGAAAACAGGCAAACCUAGAUUCAUGUUCACAGUUAACCAAGAGGGAAAGGAUAGAGUUAGGGAAUGUCCUAGAGGACUACCAGAAGCUAUUCGAUUCAAGACCGGGGAGAAUAGCUGCCAGAUGCCAUAGCAUUGUCUUAAAGGAAGGAUGGCAACCAAAACGCCUAAUACCAUAUAGGAUACCACUGGCUUUAAAAUCCAAAGUGGACCAGAUAAUUGAUGAAUUACUCGAGGUUGGGUUAAUCAAAAGCAGUUCCUUGGAGUUCGCUCACCCGAUUGUUUGCGUUGCAAAGAAAGAGGGGAAAAUCAGACUCUGUGUAGAUUAUAGACAUUUAAACACAGGAUAUUUAUUUGCUAUAGUGCCUAUGUCAGGGGUCGGCAGUUUGUCAAGUGAGAAGAGCCAAAUUGUCAUGAAAACAGGAUAACAAAAGUACCAGAGAGCCGCAUAUUAAUUUAAAUGUGCGAAAUACAACACACAACAGGGGCACCUCUAGUGGCUGUUUUCGGCAUAACAUUACACGGAUGGACGGACACGCGUUCAAUGGGUUAUAUAUAUAGAUAUGCUUCAAAUGCUACCACUCUUAUGCGACUCAUAUUGAACAAUGCAAGUGUGGUCAUAUGCGGACGGCGUACGAGUCGAACUUUGUUCGGCGGCUCUAUCUCAUAAACUCAUAAGUUAUAAGGCUGCAGUGAAAUGAGGUGAGGUGAAAUUGGAGUUUAUGUCCGAAGAGCCGCUGAUUCCAACCCUUGUCCUAUGUCCCAUCCGACAGAGCUCAUCUAUCAGAUUGCUGUCUCAAUACAUAACCUCGCUAGAUUUAAGUAGAGGAUAUUGACAAGUGCCUCUAGAUGCAAGCUGUCGACACAUGACCGCCUUCAUAACGCACAGGGGGGCAAUUUUCUUGGGAGGUAAUGCCAUUCGGAUUCAGGAACGCAUCUGCCACUUUUCAACGUAUCAUGGACGAAGUUUUAGCCCCUAUAAGGCUUAUGCGA
Molecule: messenger RNA, 1197 nt
Organism: Centruroides sculpturatus (bark scorpion)
Lineage: Eukaryota; Metazoa; Arthropoda; Arachnida; Scorpiones; Buthidae
Exons: 1
Coding region: 51-632 (193 amino acids)
Source: RefSeq, a predicted model, not a curated record